This is a messenger RNA of Syngnathoides biaculeatus (alligator pipefish), 1077 nucleotides long. It is a transcript of the gene mchr1a, whose product is annotated as melanin-concentrating hormone receptor 1a. The transcript has 2 exons. The record is from RefSeq and is a predicted model, not a curated record. NCBI's taxonomy places the organism in Eukaryota, Metazoa, Chordata, Actinopteri, Syngnathiformes, Syngnathidae. Gene Ontology annotation, cellular component: neuron projection; membrane. The coding region runs from base 1 to 1077 and encodes 358 amino acids. Gene Ontology annotation, biological process: neuropeptide signaling pathway. Gene Ontology annotation, molecular function: neuropeptide binding; melanin-concentrating hormone receptor activity.
AUGGAUUUCCUCAAUAAUUCCAAUUUCUCUCUAGGAUACAUCAACGUAACGUCUCCAGCCGUGGACAGCCCUCCUCACUGCAGCACCGUCCUGCCGGUCAUCUUCGGCCUCAUCUUCCUGUUCGGCAUCCUGGGCAACGGCAUCGUCAUCUACACCAUCAUGAAGAAAAAUAAGUGCCGCGCCAAGCAAACCGUCCCGGACGUCUUCAUCCUCAAUUUAUCUAUCGUGGAUGUGCUUUUCCUGCUCGGCAUGCCCUUCCUUAUCCACCAGUUGAUGGGCAACGGGACGUGGCGCUUCGGAGCCGCCAUGUGCACGGUCAUCACGGCGCUGGACUCCAACAGUCAGAUCGUCAGCACGUACAUUCUGACGGCCAUGACGCUGGACCGCUACGUGGCCACGGUGCACCCCAUCCGCUUCAAUUACAUCCGCACGCCGUGCGCGGCCUCCCUCGUCAUCGCCGUCGUCUGGGCUCUGUCGCUGAUCACCAUCAUCCCCGUGUGGAUGUACGCCGGCCUCAUGCCCCUACCCGGCGGACUGGUGGCCUGCGCCUUGCUCCUGCCCGACCCCGUCACCAACACCUACUGGUUCACGCUGUACCAGUUCUUCCUGGCCUUCGCCAUCCCUCUCGCCAUCAUCUGUCGGGUGUUCUUCAAGAUCCUGCAGCACAUGUCCAGCAGCGUGGCGCCGCUGCCCCAGAGGAGCCUGAGGGUCCGCGUCAGGAACGUUACGCGCAUGGCGGUGGCCAUCUGCUUGGCCUUUUUCAUCUGCUGGGCCCCUUACUACAUCCUGCAGCUGGUCCACUUGGGCGUGCAGAACCCCAGCGUGGCUUUCUCCUACGCCUACAACAUCGCCAUCAGCAUGGGCUACGCCAACAGCUGCAUCAACCCCUUCCUCUACAUCGUCCUCAGCGAGACCUUCAAGAGGCAGUUCCUCCGAGCCGUGCGCCCGACCGACAGGAAGUUCAACGUCAACUCCAGCAGCGCGGAGGCCGGCAGCGUGAGCAUGAGGAUUGUGCCUGAAGGGCCUCACCUGGAGCCGGCACCAAGGGAGAUGCCUUCGAGUGUUGCUCCGCAGUGA